GCAAUCAUGUCAUAAUUCUCGUGGAGCUCCAUUGACAUAAGUAGAUAUAUAUGUAUACGUACACCUCAGAAAGCAUAGAAUUCGAAAGGCUCCAUGCUCAUAUUUCUUCUUUUCUUCGAACCCCCCACCAAACAAGAAACAGAAAUCAACCUAUUCCCCGUAAAGGGAACUUUCCCCAAAGAAUGUCAUCCAUAUAAUGGAUCUGAAAAUGAACCAUUUUUCGCCGACAUCCUUAAUCCGAACACCGACUCUCCUGACAAAGCGAACAAUGGCUUCCAUUUUCACGGUCACAUUCACAUUCAUUUUCAUUGCAUUCGCCACAAUUUUCCUGUUAGGAAACUCUCACAUCCACCAUCAAUCCCCUGAAUGGUUCAAGAAUAUACUCAACAACAGGUCGCAGUUUCCUUCUUAUCUAUUUCGCACAAAAAACAACAAUAAUGCCGAUCAACAGUUUGAUAAAAAGAUCAACUCCUCCGUUUUGCAAAACGGGCCCGCAUUAGCUCCUUCGGAAAGCAACUCGAAUGUUACCAAGAGUUCCUAUUCCACCUCAUUGCCUGCAGAGAAGAAGGAAAAGAAUUGGCUUGAGAAGAUGAGCAAAUGUGAUAUAUACGAGGGGAAAUGGGUGAAAGACGAUUCUCCUCCUUUAUACGAACGUGGUUCGUGUCGUCACAUUGAGGAGUCUUUUAAUUGCUAUUUGAACGGAAGGCCUGACUAUGGCUAUGAAAAAUUCAGAUGGCAGCCUAAUCAUUGCAAUAUACCAAGAUUGGACGGUCAGAAAAUGUUGAAAUUCUUUAGAGGGAAGAGGAUAGUUUAUGUGGGGGACUCUUUGAACAGGAACAUGUGGGAUUCAAUGGUUUGUCUGCUCACAAAUUCUGUCAAGGAUAAAAGCAGAGUCUUUGAGGCUUCUGGCAAAACUGAAUUCAAGAAAGAAGGGGCGUACGCCUUUCUAUUUCCGGUAAGUUCUAGGUUAGAACUCAAGAGCAAUCCAGCAAUCAGCCUCAAGAGCAUUCUUCGCGACUAUAAUUUCUCGGUGGAGUACAUUAGAUCUGCUUUUCUUGUUCAAGAAUCGGAAGUCCCAGUGAACAAUGGUACCAAAGAGACACUUCGACUUGAUCUAAUUGAGAAGUCAUACGAGACUUAUAAAGAUGCAGAUGUGCUCAUCUUCAACACAGGGAACUGGUGGACUCACGAGAAAACAUCCGAAGGGAAAGGAUACUAUCAAGAAGGCGACCAUGUUCACGAAAAGCUAGACGUUGUCGAAGCUUUUGAUAGAGCUAUGGCUACUUGGGCGAGAUGGGUGGAGGCCAAUGUGGACCCUAUGAAAACCCAUGUUUUCUUUAGAAGUUAUACUCUGUCUCAUUUCAGAAUGACAAACUACCGGCAAGACGCACACCCUUCAUUGUAUCGCAAGCCAAACAUGACACAAGAAGAAAAACAAGAAUUCCAAACGCAUCAAGACUGCAGCCAUUGGUGUCUGCCUGGAGUGCCCGACACUUGGAACCAACUUUUAUUUGCUCAACUUUUGUUACGAGAUAAACAGCGCCAGUGGAAUCAGACCAUUAAUGUAAGCACGUGA
Molecule: messenger RNA, 1576 nt
Organism: Striga asiatica
Lineage: Eukaryota; Viridiplantae; Streptophyta; Magnoliopsida; Lamiales; Orobanchaceae
Source: the annotation of a GenBank genome assembly